CCCUCGCUCUGUUUCACCACCCCCCUUCAUUUUCACUCACACUUUCUAUCUACCAUGUCGGCAAAGGAAUGCGGCCACCAUGGCAAAGGCCACAAUAAAUUCCGCCGAAGACUCCUCUUCGGCAUUCUGUUCUUCAUCCUGAUUGUUCUAAUCACAGUCCUUCUCAUUUGGGCAAUCCUUCGUCCCAGCAAGCCCAGAUUCAUUCUCCAGGACACCACCGUCUACGGUUUCAACGCCUCCGUCCCCAAUUUCCUAACUUCCAGUUUCCAAGUCACCGUAUCGUCUCGAAACCCCAAUGACAGAAUAGGAAUAUACUACGACAGGCUCGACCUCUACGCCACCUACAGGAACCAACAGAUCACACCCCGGACCUCACUCCCUCCCACUUACCAGGGUCACAAGGAUGUCAACGUUUGGUCGCCUUUCAUAAACGGGAACAUGAUACCUAUCUCCCCGGACUUUUCCACGUCUUUAAGUUCGGAACAGGCUUCCGGGUCGGUUUUUCUUAUCAUUAAGAUUGAUGGGCGGGUGAGAUGGAAAGUUGGAGCUUUCGUGUCCGGGAGAUACCAUCUUUACGUUAGAUGUCCGGCAAUAAUUACUUUUGGAAGCAAAUUUAACGGUGUUAUUGUCGCACAAAACGCUGUUAAGUUUCAGUUUGUGACUAGAUGCAGCGUCAGUGUCUGAAGUUUGAACAGACUGAGGAUUGAGGAAGAAGAAAGAAGUAAGGACGUCAAGUACUAUUUGUUUUUUUCGAUCUUAAUAUCUCGUCUAUCCCUUCGUUUUUUGUUUUUUGUUUUUUGUUUGUAAGGGAAUUGUACACUUUGCUAUACAAUAAAUAGUAAAAAAGUAGUAGAAAUUUUUAUUUUCUAAAAAACCCAAGUGUGAUUAAUAAGAAUCAAGCAGUUUGUGGA
This is a messenger RNA of Gossypium raimondii (Peruvian cotton), 911 nucleotides long. RefSeq names its product NDR1/HIN1-like protein 1. Gene Ontology annotation, biological process: defense response to other organism. The transcript has a single exon. Bases 55 to 684 code for a protein of 209 amino acids. NCBI's taxonomy places the organism in Eukaryota, Viridiplantae, Streptophyta, Magnoliopsida, Malvales, Malvaceae. The record is from RefSeq and is a predicted model, not a curated record.